AUGUCUACAAAACAAAAGUCAUGGACCAACAACAAAAAUAAAUCAUCAUUAUCAAAAGUUAGACCGUCUAGUGAAAUUAUAGCUGCAAAAAGAAAGGCUGCUGCUGAACAAAAGUUGAAACUUCUGCAGACAAAGGUACCAGACAUUAAUUUUAUUUACGAUAUUUAUCAAAGUGCAAUGGAUUCACGUCUGCUGACUCGGGGAGAGACGGGGUUAGUUUAUGAUGAUUCGAUGGCAGAACAUCAAUGCCUCUGGGACAAAAACUACCCGGAGUGUCCUCAAAGAUUAACUAGAACGCUAGAGCGAUGCAAAGAACUCGGGUUGAUUGAUAGGUGCAAGAAGAUCAGCCCGAGGUUGGCGACAAAUAAGGAGUUAUUGCUGAAACAUAGUCGCAAGCAGAUAGAUAUUCUGAAGGCGACUGAUGGGUGUACUGAUCUCACUAAGCUCGAGGAUUUAUCUUCGAAAUAUGACGCUAUUUAUGUUCACCCAUCAACUUAUAAAUUGUCGAAAUUGGCCGCUGGAUCGACAAUUAAUUUAUUACAAGCUAUUUCCAUUGCAGUUGAGUCAAUGCUGAGUGAAGGCUUAGCCAAGAAAGUGCUAAUUGUCGACUGGGACGUCCACCAUGGACAAGCGACCCAGCAAAUGUUUUAUGACGAUCCCCGCGUCGUCUAUUUCUCGAUCCACCGCUACGAGCAGGGUGAAUUCUGGCCUAAUUUAAGAGAAUCUGAUUACCAUUACGUCGGUGAAGGCAAAGGUAUCGGAUAUAAUUUCAACAUACCCCUCAACAAAACUGGUAUGACGAACGCAGAUUAUCUAGCAAUCUUCCAGCAAGUUCUACUGCCUAUGGCAUACGAGUUUCAACCAGAUCUCAUAGUAAUUUCAGCAGCCAGCGGAAAAGUAGCUGUGAUUCUAGAAGGCGGAUAUUGCUUAGAGUCUCUUUCAGAAUCAGCGGCUCUAACUUUAAGGGCUCUUUUAGGCGACCCGUGUCCAAUGAUAUCAACAACCCUCGAUCUACCUUCAGCAAGUAUCCGAGAGACAAUUUUGAAUGUUAUUUACGCACAAAAGCCUUACUGGAGCUGCUACGAGUUCCAAGACAUUUACAGUAUCCACUCAGAAGAUACCAAAGAAUGCGACCGUCACCUUCCAGAGAUAGUUUUCAAAGGGAAUGAAACUAAACUGACUGUCUACGAAACGCGAAAUUGUUACCCAAUACAAAGUGAAAUUUUUCUGAAUGACAUUCGCAACCAAUUACUUUCCCUUCAAUUGACUACCAAGUUAAACAAAGCUCCUCACCGAGUGUCCUUGGUCUACGACGAGCGUAUGCUGAAGCACUGUCACCCUACUGACAUGAGGCAUCCCGAAAUUCCUCAAAGAAUCUCUGGAAUAUUUUCCAAGCACGAAGAGUACGACUUGCUCAAGCGGUGUCACAGAAUUCCCGGUCGGAUUGCCACAGAGGAAGAGCUUCUGCUAGUGCACACUGAAAGCUACGUAGAAAGUAUGAAGACGACUGAAAAAAAGAAAAUGUCUGAAGUUCACAAAGAGUCACGGAACUUUGAGUCCGUUUACCUCCAUACCGAGACAUGGUCCAGCGCUAGCGUGGCAGCAGGUUCGGUUCUCCAGGUGGUUGACAGUGUUCUCAACGGAGAAAGCCAGUCAGGAGUCGCGAUAGUUCGUCCUCCAGGACAUCAUGCCGAGCGAGACGCAGCUUGUGGCUUCUGUAUCUUCAACAACGUCUCCAUUGCUGCGCGUUACGCUACUGAGUUUCACGGAUGCAAGCGCGUGUUAAUCCUUGACUGGGAUAUCCAUCACGGCAACGGGACUCAAGCGAUAUUUGAAGAAGAUCCUCAAGUUCUCUACAUCUCAAUUCACAGGUACGACAAUGGCUCUUUUUUUCCUUCCUCAGAACAAGCUAACUACAACAUCGUCGGGAGCGGAAAAGGCGAAGGCUUCAACGUAAACAUUCCCUGGAACCGCAAGAAAAUGGGUGACACUGAGUACAUUGCUGCCUUUCAACAGAUAAUUAUGCCAAUUGCUUAUCAGUUCAACCCGGAAUUAAUUUUAGUCUCUGCUGGGUUUGACGCGUGUGUUGGAGAUCCUCUUGGUGGCUACAGCGUUUCUCCAGUAGCUUAUGGACAUUUCACUCACUGGUUGUCAUCGCUGGCUAAUGGGCGGCUGAUUUUGGUCCUAGAAGGCGGGUACAAUGUCAACUCAAUCUCUUACGCUAUGACCAUGUGUACUAAAGCUCUUCUUGGAGAUCCUCUGGCUCCUAUCACUCGCAGCACUGCUGCUUUGUCUACUUCUGCUAUUACUAGUAUUAAAAAUGUUUUAAAAACUCAUAAACCAUACUGGUCAAAUUUAGUUUAUCAAGCUGCGUUGCCGAAAGAAAAUGUCAUUCCUCAACCAGUGAGUCUUAAGUUUGACAUGAGUCCAGGAGUAGAGUCCAAAAUUCUGCAAGAAGAAUGGCAAACUGAGAAAAAUGGAAUCCAUCAGCUGUCUAAAGAAAUGGGUGGGUUGAAUGUCAACCAAAGUGAACAGGGCAAGCAGUGUUCUGAUUCUCAAGAACAAAAAUCGGGAAAGGUUGAGGAACAACCUGGAUGUAGCUCUAGCCAAAGCAAGCCUGGAUCUUCGAGAGUCAAUCCAACUGAUUCGGGGAAUCCCCAUGAAGAUAAACCGCUGAUGGACAGUAUGAUGUUUGCAAUAAUUCCUUUAAGUUAUUGUCCUCACUUGGAAUUGAUAGCUGAGGUUCCUGCAGAAGGUAUUGAUGUAAAAGCUCCCUGCAAAGAGUGCAAUAGUACAGCCGAAAAUUGGAUCUGUCUUCACUGCUACGGGGUUAAUUGCGCGAGAGCUGUUAAUCAACAUGCUAUUCUUCACGGGCAGGAUGAAGGACACCCUUUGACUCUCAGCUUCACUGAUCUUUCUGUCUGGUGUUAUGGAUGCGAAGCCUACGUUGAUAAUCCGCGACUUCACGCUGCUAAAAGCGCCGCUUACCUCAGUAAAUUUAACGAAGAACUUCCUUGGACUUACGAUGAGCCUCGUAUUGAAAUGUGA
Molecule: messenger RNA, 3048 nt
Organism: Cotesia congregata
Lineage: Eukaryota; Metazoa; Arthropoda; Insecta; Hymenoptera; Braconidae
Source: the annotation of a GenBank genome assembly